This is a messenger RNA of Guyanagaster necrorhizus, 837 nucleotides long. RefSeq lists its product as uncharacterized. The transcript is spliced from 3 exons. NCBI's taxonomy places the organism in Eukaryota, Fungi, Basidiomycota, Agaricomycetes, Agaricales, Physalacriaceae. The record is from RefSeq and is a predicted model, not a curated record. Bases 1 to 837 code for a protein of 278 amino acids.
AUGCCGUACGAGAUGGUGACCGUUGGGGGGAAAAAGGACCUGCCGAAAGCGGCAAUUCCGAUGUCAGCGCGACAACGUGAUGCGGUCGGCAGACUCCCAUUCGAGCUUUCCGAUCACAAGACGCGUACCAAGCCGAGAGCAGAUGGGUUGAAGAUUUUCUAUUGGACUAUGCCAGGAGAUAACAUCGGUGCGGUGGCCAUAAAAUGUUUUAUUUUCCCUCGUUCCAAGAACCGUACAAGACCCGUAGAGAUCAUCGCAGAUCUACCUUCCAUCUUCCUCUUCAAAUGCGGCUACCGCUUGAAGAUCGUCCACGCUCAUGUUUCCCCUUAUCUAGUUCGAAGUCCUAGCUGGAUAAUUCAGUUGGCGAUCCAUGGAUGGCGAAUACAGUGGCAUGUGUCUGUGUCUGUGGCCAACGUCAUGAUUGAUCUCGAAGCGCCGUCUUCCAGGCCGGGAGCAUUUAUCGUCGUCAGGACAGACCAGUCGCUCAAGAUUGGUUCUAUACAGAUGCCAAAACUCCCAAGCCCCAAUCCCCUGUCUUUUUGUGGGACCUAUGACGGUCUGCCCUCCAAGAUUGGAAAUGAUGUCAAUGAGAGCUCCAGACGCGUCUUGAAGGACCAGGAUUGCAGGAACAUACUGAUGCUUGAACACCGUACCUUUGACCUAUCUCGCAUCCUCGUUGGUCCUGUUGAUCCUACAAAGAUUGCAUCCGUUCUCCACUGGGAGAUGGCAGGAGUCGUGCCACCUUCGGUUAUCAAUCCGGCUUUGGAGAUGCUGAACGGGAUAGGGCGCCCGGAGAGGACGCGCUUGAUCGAUAAAUUUGUCAACAGAGCUAAAUAG